AUGUCACUUAUUCAUAAAUUUAAGAAUAUCAACUUUGAAGAUGAUGAUGAUGGUGACGAUCAAGAUCAAUCAUCAAGUGUCGUUUGUCAUACUGCUGGAUUGACGACUACGACUACGACUACGAUCACAUUCAUAACUAUAUUUAGAAAUAUAUUCAUACGCAAGAAUAUAUUCAAUGCAAUUAGUUCAAUAUCUGAAAUAGACAGACAGUUGAUGGUCAUCUUGAACGAGGACAGCUCGGCAACACAUAUGUUUGAAAAGGGAUCUGUCAUUGUCCAAUUACCAUUCUUUGAUAUAAUAGAACGUUAUUGUAUGAGAUGGGAGUUUAUUAAACAUUAUCUACCACUUGAUCAUCAUCUUCCUCCUCUUCCUCAACAACAAACAAAUGAUAAUGAUGAUACAACUACCACAACAAUAACACCUCCUCCUCCUCCAACUACAACAUCUAUUAUAAUAGAACCAGAAAGAUUAUUAAAAUGUUUAAAUAGAUAUCCUAAACAUCCAAAUGCAACCCUAGAUACAUUUCUUUGUCUCAUUGAAUGGUCAAGAAAAGUGUAUGGUGUAGAUUUUGAACCAAAGAAACCAUUUAUGAUGUCGUGUUGUGAAAAUGGUCAUCUCGAUAUACUCUCAUGGACACAUCGACAUUAUCCCAAUGUAUACUGCUCAAAGAAUGCAAUGAAUAGUGCCGCCAAGCGAGGACAUCUCUCGGUGGUAGAAUUCUUACAUUUCAAUAGAACGGAGGGUGCCAAUACCGAUGCAAUGGAUUGGGCGAGUAUCAAUGGACACAUUAAAAUCAUUCAAUUCUUGCACGAGUAUCGUAAAGAGGGGUGCACCAAGAAUGCAAUGGUAGGUGCUUCCAAGAACGGACAUCUUCAAGUUAUCAAGUUGCUCGAUCAAAUGGGAGCGUUGUCAACUACCGAAGCUAUGGAUUGGGCUGCACGAAACUCACAUCUCUCAAUUGUAAAGUAUUUACAUUAUAAUAGAACUGAAGGGUGCACAACACUAGCACUAGACUAUGCAUCUAGAUCUGGUGACUUGGACAUGGUAUCAUUUUUACAUCAUAAUCGAUCAGAAGGAGCUACCACCGACGCAAUGGAUUGGGCUGCGGAAAAUAACCACAUUGAAAUUGUAAAGUUCCUUCAUCUCAAUCGUACAGAAGGUUGUAGUAUAGAUGCAAUUGAUAAAGCAUCUAGAUAUGGAUUCAUUGAUAUUGUUAAAGUAUGUCCAAAAAGAUGUUCAACCAAUGCUAUGAAUUCAGCUGCAAUGAAUGGCAAUUUUGAAAUAGUUAAAUUUCUUCAUUAUAAUCGGUCAGAGGGGUGCACUCCGUUGGGAAGGUUAUGGGCACACGAGAAUGAGUUUCAUGAGGUGGCAGAAUUCUUGUACGAUAAUCGAUCUGAAUCAAGAGUUUAA
Molecule: messenger RNA, 1410 nt
Organism: Cavenderia fasciculata
Lineage: Eukaryota; Evosea; Eumycetozoa; Acytosteliales; Cavenderiaceae
Exons: 3
Coding region: 1-1410 (469 amino acids)
Molecular function (GO): protein binding
Source: RefSeq, a predicted model, not a curated record